Marmota monax (woodchuck) is the source of this 2700-nucleotide messenger RNA. RefSeq names its product apolipoprotein B mRNA editing enzyme catalytic polypeptide like 4 (gene Apobec4). NCBI's taxonomy places the organism in Eukaryota, Metazoa, Chordata, Mammalia, Rodentia, Sciuridae. The record is from RefSeq and is a predicted model, not a curated record.
AGCCACACCUCAGCAAGGUCUUUUUAACUUGGGACAGCAAAGUUCAAAUGAACUAUUAGACACAAACUGCAAAAGAGUCCUGAACUGAGUUAGGAGGGGAAUCUUUACAGCACGAUUGCCCUCCACAGCUACUAGAAACGACAUGGAACUUUAAGGAGAGAAAAAGAAAAUGGACCAUCUCCCAUAACACCUGGAAUGUGAUCCAAGCCUAGAGACAAAAUGAUGGUUUGCAGCUAGAAGACAAUAAAACUAGCAAUGGAACCACUAUAUGAGGAAUACCUAGCACAUGGUGGAACAAUAGUCAAACCUUAUUACUGGCUAAACUUCUCCCUAGAUUGCACCAACUGUCCUUACCAUAUUCGGACAGGUGAGGAAGCAAGAGUCCCCUACACAGAAUUUCAUCAGAUUUUUGGAUUCCCUUAUGGGCCAACAUAUCCUCAAACAAAACACCUCAUAUUUUAUGAACUCAAAAAUUCUUCUGGUAGCCUGGUGCAAAAGGGCCAUGCCAGUAACUGCACUGGGAAUGAUACCCACCCAGAAUCAAUGCUGUUUGAGACAAAUGGUUAUCUUGACUCAGCCGCGCACAACAACAGCAGCAUUAGGCACAUCAUCCUGUAUUCCAACAACUCCCCUUGUAAUGAAGCCGAACACUGCUGCAUCAGCAAAAUGUAUAAUUUCCUGAUGACGCACCCAGACGUCACUCUUAGUAUUUACUUUUCUCAACUCUAUCAUACUGAGCAUGAAUUUCCUGCCUCAGCGUGGAACCGUGAGGCUCUUCGGAGCCUGGCCAGCUUAUGGCCCCAGGUCACUCUGAGCCCAAUAAGUGGUAGGAUCUGGCACUCUCUUCUCGACAACUUUGUCAGUGGUGUCUCGGGACCAGCUGUUUUCCAGCCCAUUUUAACCGGGAGGGCCCUGGCUGACCGGCACAAUGCUUAUGAAAUCAACACCAUAACAGGAGUGAAACCUUACUUCCCAGAUGCUCUUCCCCAGAAAAAAGAGAAUCAGAACUACCCCUUAAACCAUGUCCUCUCUGUACAGUCUUUCCAAGGGACAAGUAGACAACCACAGUCCAGCGUGACUCCAGACCUCAGGAAUCCUAUUGUCUUUGUGCUGGUCCCUUAUAGAGACCUACCACCAAUCCAUGUGGGUCAAAACCCUCACAAACCCAGGAAUGUGGUAAGGCACUUAAAUUUGCCUCAAAUGUCACUCCAGGAAAACAAAGACCUCAGAAAGACCAAGGGAGAUAAUGAAUCAGAAUGGUUUGCAAGGAACAAAGAGGCAGAGGAAAAGAAGAAGAAGAAAGAACAAAAAUAAAAUCUACAUGUUAUGAAUGCAUGAAGCCAAGUGCCAGGAGACUUACUAGCUGGGCAACAAAAAUCUGAAAAUCUCUCUCUCAGAUCUGAUCAAAGAUGAGGAUAAACUGAUGCAUAAGAGCAAAAACUGAAUUAUAUACCAUAUCCACUAUUUUAAAACCAUACUUUUUCUAACAUAAUCUAAAAUAUUUCCAUAAAACAACAUGAUCUCUCUCCUUUAUUUUGAAUGUGAUAAUAAUAAAAUGGAACCAUUAAUACCUUGCUAAUAUUUUGGUAAAGAUUAGGAAUAUUGUUAGUCUACCCACAUCAUCUUUCCAAUAAAAAGAAAACAUGGACUAAACAGCUUCUUAAAUUGGUUUCAGCAGAAAAAUUUACUAUAAAUUUAUAAAACAGCCUGAAGUUACUGAUGUUAAGUGCUAUCUCAAAGAGUAAACUAGUAACAUUCCAUUAAUUGUUAAUUGUGGAUGGAAGAUUUUAGGCAGCCCACUUUUUCCAGAGUAAUUCAAAAUUAUUUUGUGUGGGGGGAAAAAAACUCUUCUGUAAUGGAUUACAUAUAGUUAUAAAAAUUGAAACGUAGCCACCUACUCAGUGGACCUUUUCCAGCUCAGAACUCUCCCUCCUGAGCAAAUGACAGGGGCUGGAUGAUGCAAGAGAAUCACCAAAGGCCCCCCCUUCACAGGCCACAUCACCAGAACCACUCGCACUGGCUCCCAGGGCUCCUUGUUGCCUUGUCUCACUGGUAAGAUUUUAAGUUCUGUAGGACAAGCUCAUGCUCUGCACCACCACCCCCACUCCCCGCCACCUUAGAUUCUCCUUUAGAAUCUAGCACAAUAUCCAGGCAGAAUGUGGAUAGCAAGGUUGAGACUGCAUCUCAGUAAAUUCACCAAUCAUUACUCCCCAAGAUCUCUUCACUGCUGCCAAGUGCCUGCUUAACCACCCUCCAAGGGACAUCUUUUUGUUAGCACCCAUUUCCCCUUCUUCUAAUUCAGAUCACCAAUGCCUAAUUUGCAUAUGCUGAUUUCCCUUUUCUGACCCCUUCCUCUUUACCAGUGUAUAUCCGUAACUUCUCUUAAAAUCUAAUUCAAAGCAUACUCCUUUAGGAAGCACUCUUUGACUAACCUUUUGAGUCAUUUAAAUGAAACCACUUUACUUAUGCUUAAUUCACAUUUGCUAUCUCUUCCCUCUCAGAAAUAUGUAAAGAUGAAUUAUAAGAAAAUGUAUACUCAUCUUUAUAGAACUUGCCUUUAUAUUAAAAUACACACACAUGCACACACAAAAAUGCUAAGUUAAUAAGAUAUUUCACUAUUACAUUAGAGCACAUAAUACUUCAUGAAAAAGGGGAGGAGGAAGAGGAAGGAAGAAAUAAAAGAAAAAAAAGGUUUUAGGA